Molecule: messenger RNA, 5723 nt
Organism: Coccinella septempunctata (seven-spotted ladybird)
Lineage: Eukaryota; Metazoa; Arthropoda; Insecta; Coleoptera; Coccinellidae
Exons: 3
Coding region: 161-5554 (1797 amino acids)
Source: RefSeq, a predicted model, not a curated record
UGACAAAUUAUUCAAAGCUUCACUUUGACGAUGGUCAUUUAUGCAAGAAAUUUUUCGUGAGAACAUUUUUGAACGCUGGCGGUUAAGCACCAAACUAGUGAGUGCUUUCACGAAAUGGAUAGAGAUGACAGCUAAAUUGCCUGUGUAAGGGAUAUCUACGAUGGGGAAAAACUUCUUCAAUAAAUUAGGGAAUAUAUUAAGGGUAUUUAAGGGUGGAAAAAAGAAGGAAUUCGGACCAGACAGAGACGAUCUGACCGACAUAACCAGCGAGAGCGGCAUACAGAGCUUCGGCAGUUCCAGCCAGCAAGAAUCCGUCUGCAUCAACAAGAAUCUCUUCCUCAAGAAGUCCAAAUCGAUCGAGAGUCUCACAACAGCAACCAUCGACAGUGGCGUCGCAGCCAGAGUGAACGAACUCAAGAGGUCCAAUGGCACCUGCGACAUCCUCAGCAACACCAAGGAAGAAGACGUCAAGUGCACCAAGAGCCUGAAUCGCUUCGACCAACUAACCCUCACCAAUAACUGCGUCUUCUCUUACAACGCCAAACUCCACGGAAGCCGCAUCUGGUCGCAAGCCUUGGGAAGGGUUGCAGAACGACCUAAAAGCUCGAAGAACGAAAGUACCAGCUCCUCCACCAUCCGACUAGACUCUGAGGUAUCAAGGGAGGAGGACUGUAUCAUCCAAAAUAACGGCAUCAGGAAUGAGGAAGCCUCAGUCCUUUUCCAAGAAUGGAAAGUGGAUAAAUCUACGGACGUUAAGAAACAAUAUCCUAAGUUGGAGAAUAAGGUUCUCGAAACACCAAAUACCCUCUGCGAUGAAGAAGAAUCAACCGCUGAAAUGUUCACAUCUUCCAAUUCCCAAACCAGUCCAGGAAAUCUAGCAUCCAACGAUUCCGAAUCCAACCCUCAAAUGAGAGACGUAAUUUCGAAUUUACCCCCCAACACAGUACCAAAAACAAUCCUCGAAGAGGCUGAGACUCAGCUGGAUUCCUCCCUACUGGUGCCGAUAGAAGAAAAAUUCGAGAGCACCAAAGUAAUCAUCGAGGAACAGAAGAUGACGGUCAAGAUGGACCUCAAAACCGUGAAGAACGAACAAGGCUUCGACCUCCUCAAGUACGACUUGAAAUCCUCCGGCGAUCACGUGGCCGAAACAACUGAAGAUAUGGAGACCGAGAAGAAACAUCUGAACCUUGUGAACUCCUCCAAACUCCUGUCGGAAAAUUCGACGGAAUACGAAGUGGUCAACCUGGCGCAGGUGGACCUGUUCAGGGAGUUCAAGACGACAAUCUCGAAGAUGCGGAACGUGCUCAACGUUCUGGACGUGAAGAAAUCCUUGCAGUGCGUGAUGGACCGCACCCGGAGCGAGAAAUUGAUCAAGAGGUGCUCCUCUGAAGGUUUCGAAGCCGAGAACAUAUCGACCCAAACAGCCGGAAUGGCCUUCAAUCAAAUCUCCACUUCGACUGAUUGUGGCUUCGGUAACCAGACGAGAAACGAAGGUAUCAUGGUGCAACUUUCGUCGGAGACCACGUCCAAACGGAUCACCCUCGAUUCAAACCUCCUGAAUCAGAUAAAACCCUUGACCAAGACGAAGAGGCGCAAGAGACGUGGCUUCAGAUGUAAAUACAACAAGGUAUCGAAAAAAUCCAUGAACAACGUUUCCUCCAGCUAUGACAAGAAGAAAUCCGACAAGCCGCAUUAUCACAAAUGCGUUGUUUAUCACAUAACGCAACACAAAAACGCUGUAGACAGAUGCGUUGGCACCCCUUGUCCAUCUGUCAAAGAAAAAACCGUACUGAACAAAACCUUCAGUGCCCUCCAUUUUGGACCGAUCAAGGAAUUCUCGAUGCUACUGAACAAACACGAAAAUGAAACUAUGAAGAGGAAGGAAUUAGGGGAGAAGCAAAGAUUGCUUUCGUUGCAAAGAGACGGAAACGACACCGAUUCACAGAGGAGGAAAUCGACAUCUUUCAUCAGUAGCGACACAUCGAACGUUUUCAACCAGUGCAAUUGUCUGAAGAGCAAGACGCAACCAAGUCUCAACUGCAUGACUUCGAAAGACCAUACUUCACAGAGUAACUCACCAGCCAAUUGGUUGGUCUUCGAGCCUUCCUCCUCUGUUGCUGUUAGGGAGAAACAAUCGACAUCGGAAGAUCUGGUGCUGGACAAAAACCGAAGUUCGACGCAGGAAUUGGUCUCGAAUAUCUUGCAGGAGGAGUUCAAGACGUCCGGUCUCAAGGGGAGGAUUUCAAGCAGUACCAUGAACAUGAUAAAAGAUCAGUUUUGCGACAAAUUGAACGGUAUCAAAUGUAAAGACGUCCCGGAUGUAAUGAUAACUGUUUGCGUACCGCUGAAGAGCAUUGUAUCCAAAAUAAAGACUUCGAAGAGAGCUGGGUGCGAAGAAAAGACCAUACCUUCCACGACAACAUCCACAGAAAGCAAAUCGAGGUUUCUUUCCACUUCCGCCUACGACAAAAGCACCCAAAUAACCGUUUCUAAGAGUUAUAUCAACGACAACCUCCAAACAAUUCCAGAGAAGAUGUGCAAGAAAUCGUCGGAGAUUUUCCAACACAAUAAAAUACUCAGGGAGACCAUGUCCUCUAAGAGACUCUCAACAUUCAAGAAGAUAUUCGGAAAUAAGGCUACCAGUUGUUCCAACCUGAACCCUUUCGGUCAUAUGGCAAGGAAAACCAGUAAAAUCUAUUUCUCGGACCACUCCACAAGCUCCCCAGAUUUCCCCUUCAUGCCAAAGGUUAGAGAAGCAUCCCAUUUCUGUCACAAGAAGAUUUCAACAACGCCUAAGCCCUCGUCAAUUUCACUCUUCAGGGAAGAAUUCAGCCUAUGCGGUCCGAUUAGAAAAGAAGGAUUUUUCCUCAAUCUACCACCGAAUCGUUACCGUAAAAAGAGAGAGCAGAUAUCUAGACUGUUCGACGGAUCAGAUUCUAGCGAUCAGAGGUACUUUGGCGAACCCAAACUGUUGUAUCACGUCCACGAGAGCUCCUUCUGCAGCACCAGUAAGACUGACGAUAAAUACAGUUCACGCCGUUUGGAUCUAGAGGCCCCCACUUCCCAAGAAGAGCAUAAGCAACCCUUCAUUCCCCUCCAAGAAGCCUCUUCCAAGAUAGACAUCAAUGUGAAGCCGAAGAUGAUCAGUUUUUCCGACAUGCCGAUGAAAUGCGACUUGGAGGAUACCCCAGAGCCUACUAAAGAUGAGGUGAAGCACGAAGAGCUCCCCAAACCGAACUUGAAGACAGUAGAUGUGAAUACAUCGUAUGCAAAGCUUGUCCGGGACAACGAGACUCAAUUUGAGAUAGAGCUGACUGCAUCUUCCCCGACAGAAAAGAAGGCAGUGAAGAAAAAGGCCAGAAAGACGUUACCGACUGAAAGCUUCUUUAACGAAUGUGUAGAAGAGUUUUCUGCUGUUACCUUUCCAAAGGUGCAUUUCGAGGAUGAAAUGAACGAAGAGCUCUGCGAUGAGUGUAAAGGAAAAAUUAAAAAGGAUAAACAGAGGGGAAACAGCCAAACUGGCGAAAUGCGGAGUACGCAAGUGGAAUUCGUCGAAGCCAACAUCACUGGGGAAAAUACAAGAGAAACCCCUUCGGUCCUAUCACUUUUGGAAGAGGAUGAACCAUCUCCGGAGUUAGUUCAGGAUAAAAUCGACGUUCAGAAGAUUAACGAAUCGCAAACGGAUAAAACGGUGCAAAUCAAAGACGGCCCGAGGGCCAGACAGAAAGAAAAAACCUCGAACAACAAGAAACAACAGAUAAUACUCCAGACAUCGUCAGACUCCAACCUGAUCUUCAUGAACCAAAUGGAGUUUGGCGAUCGAUUGCCGAACUCCGAAAGUACAACUCCGUACGGUAAGAAACGUAACCGUAAAAGAUCCAGGGCUAUAGUGAGGGUAGAAUCGACGCAAGUGGACAGCGUUGCAAGUUUGCCUAGGAAAGAGAAUUUCCUGGUUCAGGUAAAACCGCCAGUUGAUAGCAAGAACGAGAGCAAACUCACAGGUUUGAUAAGAGACGUCGUGAACCUCUGCAACAGCAGCUUCGUAAAAUCCAGAGAUUGCAUAGUCGAACUGACUCUUUACAAUUUGAUCAAGGAGAUCAUCUUGGAACACUGCUCUCAUCUCAGCGAACAGAGCAGACAGAAAGUUGAAUCCAUUCUCGCUGAUUUCAUCAAGGCUUCCAAGCAGAAAGCUGGAAACGACAACGUUGAUAUCGUUGAAUCUGCCAUUGAGAACCUCGUGAAAGAAAUAGGCUCUACGGAAUUCACCGAAAAACAACGGGAGGAGAAGAACGAAGAAGAACUAGGUGAUAAGAAGAAGGAAACUGAACGAAAACACAGGAGACACUCGCGUUCUAAAAGCAAACGGAGAGAACACAAGCACGAGUCCAAACAUCGGAGUCACCACCGAGACGACGAUGGUGAACUAAAAGAAAAACACCGCCAUAAAGACGAAGAGAAGAAAUACAAAACGAAACGCUACCACAAGCAUCAUUGCGAAAAGGAAGACAUCUGUGACAUCGGCAAGGAAGAGUCUGAAUCGAAAUUUCGGAGUGUUGAGGGUAAACGUGAAUACGAAGAGUUGGUUCAACGUUUGAGGGAGUUGGAGGAGGUGACAAAGCAGUUAUCUAGCGUUGCCCACCAAAAACCUACAACAAAUCGGUUGCAAAUAGAAGACACCGACCAUUUGUAUAGGAACAACAAAGUGUACACAGCCUCUGUUCUUGAAAAGCCCAAUUUUGGUUCGAAAAAAAAGAUGAAAUUCAGUUUGACAGAUCUGGGGAAAAUCAAUAAGGAAUUCCAAAAAGAACCUGUUAACGUGAACUUUUUCCAAACUGAGACUGCGCAUCCGAUCAUGCCAGUUCCAAGGAACUACCCAAAACUUCCUGUCACUAAAAUCGUCAUCAACCUGAGCAACUUAAAACUGCUAACUAGAAAUUGCGCUAGCCUAACUGCUGCGUCCGCAAAAGAACCCAUAGUCAUAACGGAUAGUACCGAGCAAAAACAGAAACUGAUCAACAAAAUUGUUUCGUACCAAAUGGACAACGGGUUCAAAACAAAAGUAAGACAUUCUUCCAGACAAUUUGGAAAAGUAGAAAGAAAUAUGGAAGAAGACGCUGCAAGUGGAAUCAUCAAUAAAAAUAAAGAAUCGUUCACGAUCACCAUACAGGGUAAAGAAAAACGAAAAAAGAGCUGCGAAGAAAUACAAGAGGAAUCUUCCAAAACGAACAAAGACUUCAUGCGUAUCAAGAUGGUGAAGAAAAAGAAAACUGUUACGUCAACAACUGAUCACUCACAAUCGGAAUCUCACUGCUCAAAGAAGAAUAGGAAGAGGGAACAUUCCAAUGAUGUGCAUCGGAUAACGAAAGAAUAUAUAAAAAAAGAGUAUAAGUUGAACAGUGAUCUUCUAUGUGCUAGCUUAGCUAAGACUUUAUUGGAAAAUAAAUAUAACAUGGACCAGAAUCUGGACUGCAGAGGAAAUUUGGAUCUCGCUUAUCAAAGAAUGGCUAACUUUUGUUUGUUUCGUGAAUGUUUGAAAAAGGAGAAUUGUGAUUGAUUUAUCGUAAUCGUUUCAUGAAUGCUAAGGCAGUAGAAAGCAUUACUUCGCUGAUUCAGAGAUUUCAUUUCUUAGGUAUAUAUUCACAUUUUAAUCAUGUUCAAGCAAGUGGGUAGUGAAGUGUUCAAGGUUUUCAAUGAAAUAUGAGAAAAUAUAUAGUUGAAACAUU